This is a messenger RNA of Erpetoichthys calabaricus (reedfish), 2576 nucleotides long. Its product is annotated as piggyBac transposable element-derived protein 4-like. The record is from RefSeq and is a predicted model, not a curated record. NCBI's taxonomy places the organism in Eukaryota, Metazoa, Chordata, Cladistia, Polypteriformes, Polypteridae. The transcript has 3 exons. The coding region runs from base 200 to 2521 and encodes 773 amino acids.
CGGAAAAUGACAGUAAAGUUAGUAGAUUGAGUGAGCUGUGAUGUUGUACUGACGAGCCCGUAAUAAGUUUGAGAAAAUUGCUAUUCAUCCAUUCAGAAACACAAGUAAGACAUUGUGUCAGUGAAUCAAGAGAGUCAGGGUCAUCAGGCGCUAUUGAUAAAUACAGCUGUAUGUCAGUAGCAUAGCUCUGAAGUACAACAUGGAGGAGAGAAGUGCAGUUAACCAAGAGUCUCUUAGAUUGGGCUAUACAUCUGAUAAGGCAUGCACAGAAAAAGAGAAUAAGGAGAAAGAAAUGGAGAAUAAAGGAUUACACACGGGCCUCCAUUUUAGGGAAAACUUGGAGAAGAGAAGUGCGGACAUUAAAGAAGAAGACUGUGAAUGGGAAUAUGUGCAACUUUCUCAGGACAUUAAGGUGGAGGAUUGUGAAUUUUGGGCAAAUGGCAUUAAAGAAGAGUCUGAGUCAAAACACGGCAGCCUCGACAUUCAGAAAAAUGAAACUGUAAUCGAUGUGAAAGAAGAAGACAUUAAACUGGAGUCUGUCUCCCAGUAUGUGUGUCCAGAGAGAACUGGAUUAGGCUUCAUUCCAAGCAGUCAUCAGUCCAUCCAUAUGAAGUCUGAGGGUUUCGAAUCUGAUAUGAACAGGACUGGAAAAGAAUUUUGUUCAAGUCUUUCUGGAGAAGGUAUUUAUGAGUGUACAGAGUUAACAGAAGAGAAAAGAAAAGAAAUGCUGCGAUGUUUACCAGCACAGCAAGCCAUUAAAAGAGCCCUAAUGCUAAUCUCCGAUGACGAGUCCGAGAGUGACGCAGAAGCAUGCAAUGGGGAGGCAGACGAUGAACAGAAUGAGGCAGUGCUGAGUGAUACGUCUGAUUCAUCGGAUCCCGAGUAUUACAAGAAGGACCUUGUAGACGGGCAGAACUCGGAUAAAGACGAGGAUGAAGGUGAAGAGUGGCGAGCAGCUGCACAGAGUGAAACGGCACAAGCCACAUCACCUGAAACAUUAUCUUAUAAGAGCAAAAGUGGACUGGUCUGGUCAUCGUCAGAGCCCCCUCCCAUGAAGUACAUGGCCUGCAACCGUCACCACACAAAAGAAGGACCUUGUGGAAAUGCAGCUCAGGUGGAGAGUGCAAUGGAGGCACUCUUGUGCUUUAUUGACAAUGAUAUGCUCCGAAUGAUGAUAGAAAACACCAACAAGUAUGCACAAUAUUACCUGCAGUCCAAAGGCAAAGAUUCAAACUCAUGGACGCCAAUUGAUGACACUGAAAUGAGGGCAGUGAUUGGGGUCCUUUAUUUGCUUGCAGUUUACCGUGCCAAAAAUGAGUCUGUGAGGUCGCUCUGGUCUAGCGGUGUCAGUGGCAGACCGGUCUUCAGAGCUGCAUUCAGUAUCAAUAGAUUUGAACAAAUAAUGGCUUUCCUAAGGUUUGAUGAUUGGGAAACGUGCUUGACCACGAAAGCCACCGACAAAUUUGCGCCUUUUCAGUCCUUUUGGAGUGCUUUCAUAGAAAACUGCAAGAAAAACUAUGUGGUUGGUGACUGUGUCACCAUUGGUGAGCAGUUAAUACCAUUUAGAGGGCGCUGUAGCUUUCGACAGUUCAUGCCCAGUAAACCAGAUAAGUAUGGUUUGAAGUUGUUCCUUAUGUGUGACGUGGCAACAUCGUAUACCUUCAAUGGAAUGCCAUAUGUUGGUCAUGAAGGCACGCGGCGCUGCACUGGGCUGGCUGAAUAUGUGGUGAAUAAACUGGUAGAACCAAUACACAACUCUGGCAUAAACGUGACCAUCGAUAAGUGGUUCACAAGUGCCCGACUUGCAGGGGAUUUGUUAUCCAAGCACAUCACACUACUGGGCACAGUGCGCAGAAACAAAACGGAAGUGCCUCGGGAGUUUCUGCCAAGCAAAACCAGAGUGCCAGGGUCAAGUCUGUUUGGCUUUUGCCGCAAGAUGACCAUGGUAUCUUACGUACCCAAAAAAAACAAAGCAGAUAUUCUGCUUUCCUCAUUGCAUCUCAAGAAGGAGAUUGAUCAGGGGUCCAGAAAGCCCAUCAUAAUUCUUGACUAUAAUAAAACAAAAUAUGCAGUGGACCGUGUGAACCAGCUCUGUCAAUGCUACAGUGUUCAAAAAAGAACAAAGCGCUGGCCUUUGGUUUAUUUUUUCAAUUGCCUCAAUCUUGCAGGAAUCAAUGCUCUGGUUGUUUUCCUGUCAAGAUUCCCAGAUUGGGAAGCCAGACACACAAUCAAGAGGAGAAUCUUCCUUGAGAAACUUGGCCUACAGCUAUUGAGGCCCUGGCUGGAGAGAAGAAUACAGCUUUCAAGGCUGCCAAGGGCAACACAGACCGCUUUGAAGAUCUGUGGUGUGGAGAAAGUUAAACCGGUGAUAGUGGAAGAAAUGCCUAAAAAGCGCAGAAGGUGCCACAUAUGCCCAGCAUCACUGGGCCGCAAAACAGUUGACUGCUGCAGUGUGUGCCUGGAGCCAUGCUGCAAUGAUCAUAAAACCAUAACUGUGGUCUGUGACUGUUGUGCCGAGUAGCACAAUAUGACUGUGUUAAUUUAUUAUUUUGGUUUUGCAUAAAAUUAUUAAAAAU